AUGGAGUUCAGCACCUCAACGGCUGUGCCCAAGGCAGGAGCUACGGAGUUCCAGACAUUCUCAAUCCUGGCACGACUGCUACAGACUGCUGCAAUAGCUACCAUUUUUCUUUUAGUAUGUAUCUCGCUACCAAAGCUGAGGCAUCGAGCACAGCUUUCACGCCUGCCAACCCUCGGCGGGUGUAUAGGCGGAGAAAAGCAUCGUAAAGGGUACAUCGAGUCUGCGAGGCAACUCUAUUCAGAAGGUUACAGAAAGUUCAAAGAUAGUCUCUACUUGACCAUUGACUCUGAUGGGGAAAAGAGCAUAGUUGUACCCUUGUCAUUACUUCCAGAGUUGAGGAAACUUCCCGACGAUGUUCUUAGCGUCUCCAAGGCUAUCGAGAUCAAUAUGGAGGUCAAAUAUACCCAUCUGCAGGUUGAAGUCGACCUUGUACCGCACACUAUCAAGGCUCAUCUAACACCGGCGCUAUCUCGGUUGAAUCCAGUAAUAUGCGAAGAAGUUAACGCAGCAGUGCGAGAAUACCUACCAACUUGCAACGAUUGGACCGAAGUAAACAUCAACAGUAAACUUGUCGAUAUCGUGGCCAAGGUGUCAGGGUUCAUCUUUGUCGGCCCAGAACUCUCUUCAGAUCCAGAAUAUCUUGACUGUUGCAGUAACUACACCGUCCGUCUUGUUGACGCAGUAAACGCAAUCAAGACAAUUCGUCCAUGGCUACGUCCGUUUCUCGUUCCUUGUCUUCCAGAGAUUGCAAAGCUUCGUGAGAUGGAGACGCGCGCAGCGAAGCACUUAGAGCCUAUUGUCCGCGAAAGACUAGCUGCUGAAAAAAAUGAUCCCAACUGGCAGAAGCCAGACGACAUGCUGCAGUGGCUGCUCAAUCAAAGUGUUGGUAAAGGUACAUUCACAGCUGAAAAGCUGGCAAAAAUGCAGCUCACCUUGAUCUUCGCAGCAAUUCACACUACGACCAUGACAGCUACCUCUGUCCUGUACACGCUGGCUGCCAUGCCAGAAUACACCCAGCCACUUCGCGAAGAGAUACGCGACGCCAUGCACGAAAACGACGGUGUCAUCAACUCUAGGGCUCUGCAGUCGAUGAUCAAACUUGACAGCUACAUGAAGGAAGUCACCCGGUUGCAUACCCCCUUCACCACCUCCUUCACCCGCCGAGCCCUCAAAGGCAUCCACCUCUCCAAUGGUCAAUAUAUCCCCGCCGGCGUGCUCGUCGAAGUUCCGUCGGCUGCUGUCUACACAGAUAGCGCCUACUUUCCCGGCGCCGCAGACUUUGAUGGCUUCCGCCAUUCCAAAUUGCGACAAGGUGGCUCGGCAAGCGACCACGCACGCAACCAGUUUGUAACAACGAAUGAGGCCAAUACGUUCUUUGGCUAUGGGCGCCAUGCGUGUCCUGGCAGGUUCUUUGCAGCGAACGAGAUCAAGAUGAUUUUAGCAAGGCUAGUGCUAGACUAUGAUAUUAGGAUGCCAGAGGAGAAGCGUGAAAGGUACAAUUCGAUUGAGAUUGGGAAGUCAGUAUUCCCAGACCCGGCAAAGGUGUUAAUGUUUAAGCGAAUUCAGGCGUGA
This is a messenger RNA of Bipolaris victoriae FI3, 1572 nucleotides long. RefSeq lists its product as hypothetical. The record is from RefSeq and is a predicted model, not a curated record. Gene Ontology annotation, molecular function: oxidoreductase activity, acting on paired donors, with incorporation or reduction of molecular oxygen; iron ion binding; monooxygenase activity. Lineage: Eukaryota; Fungi; Ascomycota; Dothideomycetes; Pleosporales; Pleosporaceae. The coding region runs from base 1 to 1572 and encodes 523 amino acids. The transcript is spliced from 6 exons.